Messenger RNA from Halteromyces radiatus, 1970 nucleotides. RefSeq lists its product as uncharacterized. NCBI's taxonomy places the organism in Eukaryota, Fungi, Mucoromycota, Mucoromycetes, Mucorales, Cunninghamellaceae. The transcript is spliced from 3 exons. Bases 209 to 1795 code for a protein of 528 amino acids. Gene Ontology annotation, biological process: endoplasmic reticulum unfolded protein response; regulation of transcription by RNA polymerase II. Gene Ontology annotation, molecular function: DNA-binding transcription factor activity, RNA polymerase II-specific; RNA polymerase II cis-regulatory region sequence-specific DNA binding. The record is from RefSeq and is a predicted model, not a curated record. Gene Ontology annotation, cellular component: nucleus.
GUGGUAUAUAUUUACAUAUUCACCCCUUUUCUUCCUUUCUCCUUACCCCCCCUUUUUUUUUCCUCUUUCUUUAUUUAUCAUUAUUGUUACUUUACCCCUCCUUUUCAUCAAACUCACUUUUUAUUUCUUUUUGUUUCUCUGUUUCCUUUUUUUUUUUUCUCUCCUUCACAUAUCCACUUCCUUUUAUUAUUAUUCUAUUAUAUUCGUCAUGUCACCCCAUCACCCUUCUGUUGUUACAAAGUUGGAUGACCCUGAAGAUCUCCUAUUAUCUUAUUUGAACGCGGAUUGCCUAGAUACAACUACUACUCCGUCUAUUGAUACCACUGAUACCAAGAGCACAGCUUUCCCUUCAAUUACUUCCUCUCAUGAUGAGAAUCAUCCUUCUUCUUUAUCUCCAUCUUUCAAUUAUCAAUCAUCGUGGUCUUCCUUACCUUUCUUACUGGAUAUGGGUUCCUUGGCCAAUGUUUGUAUGGAUUCACCUGGAUUGAUGACAAGUAUCUCUCCAUCCUCUAUAUCUCGUGUUGGCUCACCGUCCUCGGCAUCUCCUGUUUCUACUUUGCUAUCAUCAUCCAUGUCUGCCAUCGCCUCUUUCUCAGCAUCAGAUACGACUUUUCCCGUUCCUCAGCUUUUCGAUGCAAAUAGUCAUCAUCAUCAUUCAUCCGCAAUCUCGUCAUCAUCUUCGCCAACUAUCUCAUCAGCAUCCUCAUCAGAUAUUGAAGAACCGAAAAGAAAACGCGAACGCAAAAGACAAACAGGGGCGCGACAUAGUUCCUCCUUCUCUACUUCUCAAUCAAUUCCAGCAAUGCACGCCUGCAAACCUAUUCUUCCAGCCGCAUCAACUACUCAUUGUAGAUCUAUCAACGAUCAACAGCAGCAAAUGAUCGCUACAAGUCAAGACCAUCAAGAGUCUCCAUUACUAACCGUCAAAUCAGAACCUGUAGAUACUGAUACUUCUAUCCUUGCCAGCCUGGAUAACAAUGUAAAGACACACAACAACAAUUCUCUACAACAACAACAACAACAAGAAGAAGAAGGUGGAGGGAGGAAAAGGAUUAAUAUCAACAACAAUGGUUCUCAAAAACAAAAAAUAUCGGCAGCAGAUGCGCAUAACAAACGACAGGAACGACUGAUCAAAAACCGGGCAGCGGCUUUAUUAUCUAGAAAACGAAAAAGGGAACAUUUAAUUGCUCUAGAACAUGAACGACAAUGGCUUAUUAAGGACAAUGAUCAAUUAAAAUCAAAGGCGGACACUUUGGAGGCGAAAUUACUGCAACUGGAAAAGGAUUAUCAGCAUCAACAGCAGCAACUUUUAUUAUUACAACAUCAACAGCAACAUUCUUUAUCUUAUGGUACGCCGGGUUCAUGCAGUAGUGAUAGUGAUUCGACUGAUUUAGUACCACCAUCGUCACCAUCAAUGGAUCCUCUGUCCAAGGUCACCAAUAUGCUCAUGUUCAUACUUUUAUCUUUUGCUCUUCUGACAUUACCUGUGACAUCCAAUCAUCAUUUACUUAUUACUGAAGACAAGAAAUUAUUACCAUUUAUAAGUGCAUCAAAUACUGGGAAUAAAGGAUUUCCUGAUAUGCAUCUGACACUUUCGUCAUCUCAGCCACCGUCACCACUACAAGAACAGCAACAACAAAAACAGCACCAUUUCACACGUCAAACGCCCUACCUACGCCCUCAUACGCCCAUCACUGACCAUCAUGACGAGAAGGCCAAAUUCGCUGUAUUAUUAUCAUCAAAACAAUAUCCACUUGGAAAACGAAAACGAAAACAAACCAACGAUUUAGUAUAGUCAUUCCUAUUCAUCAUCAGCCCAAUCCUAUAGUAUAGUGUGUAUCUUUCUUAUACAUACAUUCAUAUAUAUAUAUCUUGUCAUCUCAUCUUUUUACAAAAUAAAGCUACUUUUUUGUUAACAUUACCCAUGCAUAUUUUUUUUUUCACUACCAUGACGAAGAACAAAACAAAAA